AUGCUCGUUGAAGUGAGCCAAAGCACGUCUGAUCAGCUCGACGGCAAACAAGAUGGCGACGGUCUUGACGAAGAGAACGGCCGCGUCCCAGACGAACUGGCUGUCGACGGUGUUGAUCAGGAAGCGCAUGUCGACUGUACGCCUCUAUGGAGGGUCAGCUCUGCUUUGUAUAGCGCUUUCCACGACUCACUGUUUGACGGGAAGCUGUUGGGCUGGUUGGGAAGGAGGAAGCGAGGUGAUGAGAGAGAGGAAAGAGGAACAGAGACCGUUGCCUGGCGUGGCCUUCUUGUGUCGCUCUUCACCUCCCACGACGACUCAGCGACGACUAAGCGACUGCCUGCCAUGGUUUGGCUUCUGCAUCUGUCGCAUCUGUCGCGUCAGGUGCAGACAUUCCAUCUGCUUCCGCCAGAAGACACUCGUUCUGUCUUUAUCCUCACAGCAUCACACCUCUUAUCCUCUGCUUUGUUAACAAUCGCCUUGUUAUCGGUGUUUGUAUGCGCUAUCCAACAAUCCUUUGUCAAUCAGCUCAUACCCCAGCAAACAAAGGGCAUACCGGGAGACGACCUCGCAAUCGAGAGAGCAAUCAUGGCCCUGGGCGAGACGCGAAAGGAGAAGAAGCGGAUUGAUGUCCGCCUGCCGGACCCUCGCAUCCCAAAGCACUCAUGCUCCAUCUUCUUCCUCACCGGCGCACCCUACUCCGGCAAGACAUCCACAGCCGAACUGCUCGUCCGCGAGCGACCCUCUCUAAUCCACAUCGUCCCCGAGGACGUGGUGCGCAGUCUGCUAGAAGAAGGGCCAGACGAUGUGCGCGAGUAUGUCCAGAGCCGCAUCGCACACGACCCGCAGGGCAAGGUGCCGGAAAAGCUGCUGUUUCGCAUCCUCAAGAUCGAGAUCUCCAAACACUUGUUUGCCGCGUACGGCUCAGACCGCUUCCUUAUCGAGGGCCUGCCGACCUCCAUAGAGCAGUACAAUAAGUUCCAGGCGGUGCAGCAUCCGUCCUCACUGCGUGGGUUAAGCAUUGCUGACUGUCGCAGGCCUUUGGCGUGGUGCACGCGAUUGUGCUCAACAUGCAUCCGGACCAUAUAG
Messenger RNA from Aspergillus terreus NIH2624, 1086 nucleotides. Its product is annotated as adenylate kinase family protein. NCBI's taxonomy places the organism in Eukaryota, Fungi, Ascomycota, Eurotiomycetes, Eurotiales, Aspergillaceae. The transcript is spliced from 3 exons. The record is from RefSeq and is a predicted model, not a curated record. Bases 1 to 1086 code for a protein of 361 amino acids.